This is a messenger RNA of Clonostachys solani, 1968 nucleotides long. Lineage: Eukaryota; Fungi; Ascomycota; Sordariomycetes; Hypocreales; Bionectriaceae. The record is from the annotation of a GenBank genome assembly.
AUGCAGUCACCUCCUGGAAGAGCCGUACAUUCGAAAUCACGCAACGGCUGUUUGCGAUGUAAGGCCAAGAAGACAAAAUGCGAUGAGAGGAAGCCCGCUUGCGCCCGCUGCGAGAGUCGCGGGUUCCAAUGCCCUGGCUACGCAUUGAAUGUGCGAUGGUCCCAAAAGCACCAAGCCGCCCAAGCAGAGAGACCAUAUGCCAGAGGGCCGAGGACAGCCAAGAGUCCAGAUGCAGUCUCAAUCCGGAAUAUGCAGACUGAGCCUGUUAUUUCGGGAUAUACUACCCGUGCUGCCAGUGAUACAGGCCCAAGCGGUCUGCAUUCCGGCUCGCUGAUCAAUUCUCCUUCACAUUGGGACUUCAUAUUGCCGGAUCAACUCUUCGAUUUCCAGGCCUCCCCCGAAGAGACUUUUAUGGUCGGUGAUGAACCAUCAGCUGCAAUAUCACACAAUGCCUACUUAGAUUGUACUUCUGCGGACUCCGUAUGGGGUGCCAACAGUGACAACUCUGCAGCUUCGUCUACUGUUGAUGCAAUGCUCUCUCUAGGGCAGAGGCGCCUACCAGAUCACAACCUAACUCUAUCGAGGCUUAUCGACCGAUCUAAUCCCUUGCAGUUUUCCUCUGGGAUGCAUCUUGAUGUCGGCCGCAUAGCCUCAAGCCCCCCACGAGAGCUUACUCAUAUGCCCACCGUUCUAUCCGAGCAUUUCUUUCGUGAGGUCAUCACCCUCUAUUGCACCUGGGAUAGCAAGUCAAACACGAUGCGGAAUAUCGUUGAAAGAAAGUGGCAGUCAUCGGGGGUUCUUCAUCACACUAUCCAGAGUAUGGCCGCAGCAUGCCUCUCAGAAGAUUUCCCCCAUUUUGCCCCCAUUGCUGCCAAAGAACACGCACAUGCGCUUGAAUACAUUGGAGAUAUCUCGCCACCUUCAGCUACACCAAGUGAAGAGAAGCUUUUAGCCUCUACAAUGCUCGGGCAUACGGCCAGCUGGCUCAACCCCCAGAGUCUUGCUACGGACAUGUUCAGAGUCAGUUGUGACAUGGUCAGGGAACUCCCUACAGAUGGUGAAAAUACCGACUGCAAAUCAUUCUUCAGCGACACCAUGGAUUACUGGGCAAUGCUCUUGGUCUAUUUGACGGACAGACAGAACCUCGGCACUUAUACAACCGAGUCAGAGGGACCAGCCACCGGAGCCUCUGAUCCGUCUCAGCCCAUCGAGCCCCAUCCUUAUUCGGGCCUUUCAAGGGAGACGGUGAAGCUCCUUACAGAUGUGGGAAUACUUAUUUUCCAAUAUCGAAAACACAUCUCUAACGUAAAGUUCAUGACUGAGAGAGAUCUAGACGUCUUUCGACAGUCAUUACGGGACGCACGCCGAUUUGAAAGGAGACUGCUCGCUCACCGCACCCCUCACCUCUCGCUAGUCAAAGAUACCGGGGAUCCCAAGACCUCACUGGCCCAUCUGCAACUGAUUGACGAAGCCUACAGGUGCACGGGCUUGCUGCAGCUUUACCGCGUGUUCCCCGAUCUACUCAAUGAGCGGUACGCUCCUUGGGAUGAGCAGCUCAUUCUUCAGCCAGCCCCCUCCGAAACGGUCCCCAGCGCCAAAGAAAGACAAACUUGGUUGACCAAACUGGCCAUUCACAUCUUGAAUAUCCUCCGGGAGAUACCGUUUGAGUCCCGGACCCGUAGCGUGCAACCCUUCAUCAUGGUUUCAUCUGCAAGCGAGCUGAAACAUGACGACGUGAGUGACGCGGAUGGUAAUCUGGGCGUGAGCCAAUUCUCGAUCGAAGUGGCACGCGCACGUAAAUUUAUAAGCUCCCGAUUGGCAGCAUAUACUCAUAUUCUGUCUUUGCGGAAGAUAAGGGUUAUUUUCGAGCUGAUUCGGUCAAUAUGGUCAGCGCUGGAUGCCGGAGAGAAGGAUGUGUAUUGGUUGGACGUGGCCUAUGAGAAGCAGCUUGGAACGAUGAUGGGAUGA